AUGAUAUUGGGGAAACAACUUGCUCGUGCUGGAAGGGUUACUGCUACGAAAGCUGUAUCAAGAGGAGGAGGAGGAGGAGGAGGAGGAGGAGGGAUACCAUGGCAGAGGAACGCGUCAACAAAGACAGGAUCCCCCCGACCACCUACCAAAGACCCUCAUGGACGCAAACAAGCCCAGGAGAAAUCCAACUUCAACGAACCUUCCCAUCUCGCAGGCGUGGGAGUUUUCGAGGACCUGUAUAAGUCCGGAAAUUUGGAAGCGGGGGAAUGGAGGAAGGUCAUCGAUGAGAUGUGUAGUCUGCGGAAGCAGCCAGGGGAGGGGAGGGAAGGGGAAGACGGGUUGGUUUUGGUCAAGGGGAAGAAGCCAGAAGAGGAAGGAGCGAACUAUCAGUUGGGGGUUGAGGAGAGGGUUCGGAGGAUUCGUGAUUUCUUUGGGGGAGGAGCUGUUCCGGGUGUUGUUCUUGGGGAGGAGGAACGUAGGGUUCAUGAGAGGUUGUUUGGGGAUGUUAGGGUUCUUGAGCGGGUGAUGGAGGAAGGAGAGGGAGAGGUGGGAUGGAUUGACGAGGAAGAGGGGGAUUCGGGGACGGGGCUCUUGCGGCAGGAUGGGGAAGGGGGGUUGGAAGAGGUGGAAUUCGAGGUGGAGGAGGGAGGGGAUAGGGCAGUGGAACUGGAGAACGGAGGAGAGAAAGAGGUCGGGAUUGGAGAUGACCAUGUUGAUGCGGAGAUCCGAGAGCUGCUGCUGCGAGGAGAGGGCUCCAACGAGGCGGAGACUGCAGUAGGGGAAGAGCAGGAAGAGUCAUAUCAGCGGACUCACCCUCUGACGGCGGCGCAUCGCUUCACGACUUCCCCCUCGACCCUCGAGAUACCCUCCACCGCCUUCGUCAAGCCCGUCACGAGUAUGCUCGCGAAUCUCUCGACGGUGCAUCUCUCCGACAAGGCACACAGCAUCUUCGGUGGCCCUGGCUUGCCUUACAGUACUUCCACUCCUACGCGGGGCAAAACCAUGCAGCAGAAACCCAUCGCUCUCGACGCAUAUCAGAGCCAAAUGAGCCCAAUCGAAGCAGACGUCUACAUGAGCGCCAUUAUGCCUGGAAUUUACAGCAGUGUCAUGAGUGUCCUGGUUGAAACGAGAAAGAGAUUGGGGACCGAAUGGGCAGAGGACCUUGUUCGAAAAGCUGAAGCUGGAGAACUCAGGAUCCUGGACGCUGGUGGUGCUGGCGCUGGUGUACUCGCUGUCAGAGAAGUGCUGAGAGCCGAAUGGGAGCGCAUGCACGAAGAUGGCCACGGAGACGAAUCGCCCAUGGCUCUCGCUGAAGUUGAUGGAAAGGUUGGCGGAGAGGGAGCUUCUACUCCGACGGGCAAAGCCACUGUGCUCGUAGGCUCCAAGACACUGGAGAAACGGGUGAGCAAACUCUUCGAUAACACGACUUUUGUUCCGAGACUUCCGGAUUACGUGCAUACGGAGCAGCAGAAACACAAGGGGAAAUUCGACCUGGUGAUUGCGCCGCACACGCUCUGGCCGUUGAGGGAGGACUAUCUGCGGAAGACGCAUGUUCAGAAUCUCUGGAGCUUAUUGUCCAACGAUGGAGGUGUUCUGCUCCUGCUGGAAAAGGGUGUUUCGAGAGGAUUCGAAAUGAUCGCUGGAGCCCGAGACAUGCUUCUCGACAACCACAUAUCUUCACCGGGAUUGGAAAAAGGACGAAGAUCCAUGGACGAAUCGACUGAAGAAAACGCUCCGACCGUCACCAAGGAACCAGGCAUGAUCAUCGCCCCUUGCACGAACCACACCUCCUGCCCCCUGUACAUCCCCAAAGGCCAAGUCAAAGGCCGUCGCGACAUCUGUUCCUUCCCGCAACGCUACCACCGCCCUCUCUUCCUCCAGAACCUCUUCUCCACCAAGGGCCGCAACCACGAAGACGUCGAAUUCUCCUACCUCAGCCUCAUGCGCGGCCGCGACAACCGGCCCGUCCAGAACACCCAAACCACCGCCAUCGCCUUCAAAGGCUACGAAGACCUCACCGACCCGGCCGACUUCGACGGCCGCACCCUGCCCCGCGCCAUCCUCCCUCCCAUGAAGCGACAGGGCCACGUGAUUCUCGACCUCUGCACCCCCGCCGGGCAAUUAGAACGCUGGACGGUCCCGCGCAGCUUUUCGAAACAGGCUUUCCGCGACGCGAGGAAGUCUUCCUGGGGCGACUUGUGGGCUCUCGGGGCCAAGACGCACGUCCCGAGGAAUGUCGUCGUCAAGGAUCGUUCCGCGGAGGCGGCGAAGAAAUCAGGGGAUCGGGCCGUGGAUCUCGAUGAGAAGAGGGGCAGGAGCGGGAAGAUUAAAUUCAAGGCGGGCAGGAUGAUCAAGACGGGGGCCGCCGCCGGGAGCGAGGAUUUCGGGCUGGAGGAUGAGCCCGGGAGUGGGAGGGCGGAGAUUAAAGGGCGGACGAGGGGGGUUCGGAUUAAGGGGAUUCGGGAUAAGAGGGAUAAGAAGGGCGAUGGGGGAGGAGGGCAGAGGCGGCGGAGGGGGGAGAUGGAGCAGGAAUGGCCUUGA
This is a messenger RNA of Lecanosticta acicola, 2541 nucleotides long. The record is from the annotation of a GenBank genome assembly. Lineage: Eukaryota; Fungi; Ascomycota; Dothideomycetes; Mycosphaerellales; Mycosphaerellaceae.